CCACAAGCCACCGCAGCUGCUCUACGCGGGUGAUUUCACCUGGAACAGCAUGUCAGGCCGCAGUGUGCGGCUGAGGUCAGUCCCCAUACAGAGCCUUUCAGAGCUGGAGCGGGCCCGCCUGCAGGAAGUGGCAUUUUAUCAGUUGCAGCAGGACUGUGACCUGAGCUGUCAGAUCACCAUUCCCAAAGAUGGACAAAAGAGGAAGAAGUCUCUGAGAAAGAAACUGGAUUCACUGGGAAAGGAGAAAAACAAAGAUAGAGAAUUCAUCCCACAAGCCUUUGGAAUGCCCUUGUCCCAAGUAAUUGCAAAUGACCGGGCCUAUAAACUCAAGCAAGACAUGCAGAAGGAUGAGCAGAAAGACGCGUCUGAUUUUGUGACUUCUCUCCUGCCAUUUGGAAACAAAAAGCAAAACAAAGAUCUCUCAAGCAGUAACUCAUCUCUCAGCUCUACUUCAGAAACACCAAAUGAGUCAACAUCCCCAAAUACUCCAGAACCUGCUCCUCGGGCCAGAAGAAGGGGUGCCAUGUCAGUGGAUUCUAUCACAGAUCUUGAUGACAAUCAUUCUCGACUCCUGGAAGCUUUGCAGCUCUCACUGCCUGCUGAGGCUCAAAAUAAAAAAGAAAAGGCCCGAGAUAAGAAACUUAGUCUGAAUCCUAUCUACAGACAGGUCCCCAGGCUGGUGGACAGCUGCUGUCUCCAUCUAGAAAAACAUGGUCUCCAGACAGUGGGGAUUUUCCGUGUUGGAAGCUCAAAGAAGAGAGUGAGACAGCUACGUGAAGAAUUUGACCGUGGAGUUGAUGUCUCUCUGGAAGAAGAGCACAGUGUCCAUGAUGUGGCUGCAUUGUUGAAGGAAUUCCUGCGGGACAUGCCUGACCCCCUUCUCACCAGGGAGUUGUACACUGCUUUCAUCAAUAUUCUCUUGCUGGAGCCAGAGGAGCAGCUGGGCACCUUGCAGCUUCUUAUCUACCUUCUCCCGGCCUGCAACUGUGAUACUCUCCACCGCCUGCUCCAGUUCCUCGCCAUCGUGGCCAACCAUGCUGAGGACCACGUGGACAAAGAUGGUCAAGAGGUCACUGGGAACAAAAUGACAUCUCUCAACUUGGCCACCAUCUUUGGACCCAAUCUGCUCCAUAAGCAGAAGUCAACAGACAAAGAAUUCUCGGUUCAGAGUUCUGCCCGGGCUGAGGAGAGCACAGCCAUCAUCGCUGUGGUGCAGAAAAUGAUCGAAAACUACGAGAUGCUGUUCAUAGUUUCUCCAGAACUCCAGAACGAUGUGCUGAUGAGUCUGCUGGAAACCGAUCCUGAUGUGGUGGACUACUUACUCCGCAGAAAGGCUUCCCAAUUGUCAAGCCCUGACAUGCUGCCGCUGGACGCGCCGUCGGAAGUUCCCUUUUCCGUGGGAGGAAGGCAUUCAUCCACCGACUCCGCCAAGGCCUCCAGUGGAGACCUCUCCCCCUAUGACAACAACUCCCCUGUGCUUUCGGAAUGCUCCUUGCUGGCGCUGCAAGACAACCUGAGCCCCGGGGGCUUGGAGAAAGUAUACAAGGGGCCGGAGCAGUAUUCGCUGGUGGGUCAUUUGGCCUUGUCCAAAUCAAGGGAGACUUCGCCUGGGCCGAGGCUUGUGAAAGAUAUGUCUGAGGAACCUUUAAAUAUCUGGGGCACCUGGCAUACAACAUUGAAAAGCCAACACAAGGACCCAGCACUUCCAGGUUCCCAUGGAGACAUCUUGGAGAGAAACUCCCCCCACCCGGGGCCUUGCUCCCUUUCCCAGGGGAACACGUCCUCAAAUCGGCCCCGAUGGCAGGUGAGCCGCAAAGAACUGGACAGCGACACUCUGGGCGUUCCGAGGACUCAGACCUCGGCCCCCAGCGCUGAGUGCCGGCCACACAUGCCUGUGUCCCGCCUAUACAGCCGACGGAGACCCCCAGAGUGUGACCCGUUGCACCCCAAUGUGUCUCAGGACCUCGCCUCCAGCGAGCUGGACACUGCCUGGCAGCAAGGCCACAGCCCGGCCCAGCCCCAGUACCAGAGCCGCGGAGAGAGUGUGAGGCCCAGCCAGAGGCCUCCUCCUCCUUACCCUGGUGCGGGGAAGUCCGUGUCAGCCUCGGCCCACCAGCCCGAAUUGCCAACUCCGUUGUGGAGGCCCCUAAGAUCGGCAGAAGGCCCCCCAACAGCAUUGGGGGGUAAGGGGUGCCAGCCCCCCCAGCGAGAGUGUCAUGCGGCCCAGCCUCAAAGGAGCAGCACCUACCCAACUCCUGCCAGCGAUCCCAACAGUAAGACCUUGGGGAACCCCAACUGGCUUGAUUGGCAGCGAGAGAGAUGGCAAAUCUGGGAGCUCUUGUCCACCGACAAUCCUGAUGCCCUGCCGGAAACGCUGGUAUGAGCCUGCCCCAAGCUUGAGCCUUCAACAUCCCCGACUGCCUUCCUCCACUCGGUAAAGGAAACCACUGGUGUUUAGACAACGACUUGGCCACUUGCUUCUCCUUCUUUGACACCUUUGAAAAAUCACGCGCGAGCAGCUCGGUUCACUUAAAAGCUCUAGAGCCCUUGUGCCCUCGCCAUUUUCCCAUAGUGUUCUGUGUCCUAACCAGCCUUAGGAGCAACAAAAGCAAACAACAAAUAAACGAUGGCCAUGCCCAAUCCAGUAGCUAUUGGUAUUGGUUCUGUGCAGGAUCCAACCCUAGCUUUGGUAGAGCUUCGUUGUAUUUCUGUGUCUUCUCAAUUUUGACUCUCGUAUAUUCCGUAACGGAUUUGUGUAUGAUAAUCAUAUAUGAUACAGUCACAGAGAACCCAAGAACCAUGUUUUGUUUUCUAGUCACUUCACUUAUAUUAAGCAAUGAAAGCUAGAGAAUCUUCUCAAGAGAAUAGAACAUGCACAAGCCAGUCUGACCUGGGGACAGCCCAGAUGCUUAAUCAAACAUUAACCAAACAGAAUUGAACGGAUUAUGAGAAGCCAUAUUUUUAUAUAGCAGCGAGACACGAAAAAAUGUAGUCACUGAAUUUUUCAUAUGGAAUAUGUUUUAAGGAAAAUUUUAAAUUUGAUACACGAUGGAAUAUAUUUUUGGAAUCUCUUUAGAAAGUAUUCAGUUAAUUCACCAAGAGAAAAGAAAACAUAAUUUGUCUUUCCCAUUU
Molecule: messenger RNA, 3132 nt
Organism: Suncus etruscus (white-toothed pygmy shrew)
Lineage: Eukaryota; Metazoa; Chordata; Mammalia; Eulipotyphla; Soricidae
Gene: ARHGAP6
Product: Rho GTPase activating protein 6
Exons: 13
Coding region: 50-2383 (777 amino acids)
Biological process (GO): signal transduction
Molecular function (GO): phospholipase binding; phospholipase activator activity
Source: RefSeq, a predicted model, not a curated record